AUGACCGUGCCGGUUUGGGCUACUCUCUUCGCUGCUAAGAUGAAGCUCAUGAAGAACGGCGACAACUCGCUGUUCUUCAAGUUCUACAGGAUGUCGCCGGAGACAUUCGACGCGCUCCACGACAUGGUGCGGGACCAGCUGACGAAGGAAUGGGUCUGCCGAGAACCGAUUUCAUCUGGCGAGCGCCUCGCACUGACGCUGCGAUACCUGUCGUCCGGUAUGCUCGUGCGAGAUGCAGCAAUGGCCUUCAGAGUGGGGCUGGAGACUGCACGCAAGGCGAUCCACCUGACGUGCAAUGUGCUAUGGGUGGUGCUGUCCCCUGUGUACAUGAAGCCUCCAACAGAGGGAGAAUGGAGGGACAUCGCCUCAGGAUUUGGCAGUCGCUGGCAGUUCCCGAAUUGCCUGGGUGCUGUGGACGGCAAGCACGUGAGGAUUAGAUGUCCAAGAAAGGCUGGGAGCCUGUACUUCAACUAUAAGGGCACCCACUCCAUUGUCCUCAUGGCUGUGGCAGACAGCCAGUACCGGUUUCGCCUUAUUGAUGUGGGCGCACCUGGGAGGUUUAGUGAUGGUGGAAUUUUCAAAGAUUCCCCCAUUGGCAAACGACUGCACGAGGGCAAGCUCAAUCUGCCUCGGGCAGCUAAGCUACCAGGCUCCGAGAGAGUUUUCCCUCAUGUGUUUGUUGGCGAUGAAGCCUGCCAGCUGCGCCCCGACUUCAUUCGGCCACUACCGGGCACCCGGACUAAAGCUGAGGAAAUCAUCUUCAACUACCGCCUCAGUCGUGCCAGACGAUGUAUAGAGAACGCCUUCGGGAUUCUCGUUUCCCGCUGGCGGAUAUACGAGAGGCAGAUGAACCUGCAGCCGGAAAAUGUGGAGAGUGUUGUGAAGGCAACCUGCGUACUUCACAACUUCUUAUCCGUAACGUCCAGCGCUUCAGCGACCUACUGCCCAACUGGAUAUGGAGACUGCCAGGACAUGUUCGGGUGUGUCCUUGACGGCACUUGGCGACAAGGGGCAGCAACUGCUGCUGUGUUCGGUUUGCAGGGAGCAAAGGCCCGCAACUGCACAAAUGCUGCUAAUUCGGUGCGCAAGCAGUUCAUCGAGUACUUCAAGGAUGAAGGGCAGGUGUCUUGGCAGUGGGACCUGCCAGGGGUGACAAGCUUGUAG
Dermacentor andersoni is the source of this 1164-nucleotide messenger RNA. The record is from RefSeq and is a predicted model, not a curated record. Lineage: Eukaryota; Metazoa; Arthropoda; Arachnida; Ixodida; Ixodidae.